AAGACUAGAGAGAGUUUUAUCCAAGAUGGCGGACGGAGAAGCGGGUUUUUAGAAAAAAAAUAUUAUCGGCAUAAAAUCUCAUAUUAUAGCAAUGCAAAAUAUAAUACAGGGUACCAAGCGACAAAACGUCUAAUUUUCAGAAGAUUUUCUGCUGAGAUUUAGUUGCGUGAUGGCGAUCGAAGGUUCUGUGCAGCAAGACGUGAAGGACCAGACAGGAUGGGAUAGAGUCAAGGCACUGUUUGAAACAAGUGAAGACGGUACUAUAUCUGAAGAACUACAGAGCAUUCCAACCAUUAUUGGUAUUGGUUCAGUGUUUGGCUUCCUACUUGGUGGUCAGUUUGGAAUCAGGAUUGGUGCCGAUCAUUAUGUCAAACAAAAUCAACUCACUGUUUACCACUCUCAAAUGCAUGCACAGAGAGAAUUCCAAUCAGCCAAGACACUUGGAUUUGUCAAAUAUGGGUCAAGAUGGGGCUGGAGGAUGGGAUUAUUUGCAGGUUUAUACAGCUUUUUAUUAACUCUAUCCACAACAUAUCGUGACAAGAAUGAUGCUUUGAAUUAUGUGGCUGCUGGAGCUUCCACAGGAGCCUUAUAUAAACUAUUUGGAGGGUGGAGAAGCAUGGUAGUAUCCUCGUUAAUCUGUUCUGGUGUCAGUCUACCAAUUGGAUUAUUAGCCCAAGCUGGGAAUACUUUCUUGAUCCCUGAAGAAUAUAAAAUAAAGGUGAAGGAAGAAAAAGAACAAAAAAGAAGAAAAUGGGAAGAACAACUCCAAGUAACAGACAGUAUUAUUGAGAACAUGGAAAAAGAACUGGAGUCUGAGAAAGAGCAAUCUCAAGUUUGAUUUGUUUUAAGGUAUUAAUUUAUGAAGGCUUUGUGUAAUCAUUAAUAAAAUAGUGACCAAAUGUGCAUGACUAAACCAA
Messenger RNA from Actinia tenebrosa (Australian red waratah sea anemone), 917 nucleotides. RefSeq names its product complex I assembly factor TIMMDC1, mitochondrial. Lineage: Eukaryota; Metazoa; Cnidaria; Anthozoa; Actiniaria; Actiniidae. Gene Ontology annotation, biological process: mitochondrial respiratory chain complex I assembly. The record is from RefSeq and is a predicted model, not a curated record. Gene Ontology annotation, cellular component: mitochondrion.